This is a messenger RNA of Dryobates pubescens (Downy woodpecker), 6162 nucleotides long. RefSeq names its product fer-1 like family member 5 (gene FER1L5). Gene Ontology annotation, molecular function: calcium-dependent phospholipid binding; calcium ion binding. Gene Ontology annotation, biological process: monocyte activation involved in immune response; negative regulation of phagocytosis; macrophage activation involved in immune response. NCBI's taxonomy places the organism in Eukaryota, Metazoa, Chordata, Aves, Piciformes, Picidae. Gene Ontology annotation, cellular component: cytoplasmic vesicle; membrane; T-tubule. The record is from RefSeq and is a predicted model, not a curated record. The transcript is spliced from 51 exons. Bases 1 to 6162 code for a protein of 2053 amino acids.
AUGCUGCGCCUGCUGGUGGCCGGUGCCCACAUCCCCAGGGUCUCUGGCUGUGGGCAUGGGGUGCACGUCUCUGCCCGCUUCCGAGGUGUCCCCAGGAGCACCCGGGUGGUGCCAGAGGAGCACAGCCCCACCUGGAAUGAGACGCUGGCAUGGCCACUGGGCACUCGUCCCCUGGCCCCCACGGACAGCCUGACCCUGCGCCUCCGGCACUGGGGCCAGCCAGCGUCCCAGGGGGACCUGGGUGCCGCCACGGUGUCACUGGACCGCUUGGUGGCCGACCCUGGGCUGCUCCUGACCCUCGGUGACAUCCCUCUGCUGGACCCUCAGGGACAGCCCACAGGGUGCACUGCCACCCUCCGCUGCUCCUACACCCCCCGCGGCGGGGCUGGGGACGCCGCCGCAGUGCCCCUGCCAGGGCAGAUGCCACCUCCAGCCGCGUCGUCGGGGUCACCACCACAGCCCCGCAGCAAAGCGCCGGCAGGGAGCGAAGAGGAUUUCCAGGUGCGGGUGAGGGUGAUCGAGGGCCGCCGGCUGCAGGGCAAUGACAUCCGGCCGGUGGUGACGGUGCUGAUCGGAGAGCACCGCUUCAGGACCAGGAUCCGGGCGGGCAACAACCCCUACUACAACGAGGUCUUUAGCCAAAACUUCCACCUGACGCCAGCCCAGCUGGCAGCGCAGCUCAUCCGCAUCCAGGUGCUGCACUCCCGAGCCAUCCGUGCCAACGCCAUCAUCGGGGGCUCCCAGCUGGACGUUGGCACCGUCUACCGAGCACCAGGACGCUGCUUGAGCUGGAAGUGGCUGAGCCUGCAGCACCCCCAGCGCCCCGAGGCUGGCACCCAGGGGUACCUCCGGCUCAGCCUGGCAGUGCUCCGCGCUGGAGAGACACUGCCGGAGCAGGAGGAACCAGGGAAGGAUGAGGACGUGGAGGCCAACCUGCUGCAGCCAUCGCCCUGCGCAGCCACCCUGCAGCUCCGCAUCUACUGCGCUGAGGACCUGCCGCAGGCGGUGCCAGGCUGCCGCUGCCUGCCCUUGGCAGUGGCUGGCGGUGGCCAAAGAGGCUUCGUGGCAGCGGCUGUGAGAGUCACCUUCGGGGGCAGGACACUCUGCACCCAGGUGAUGCCCCCCAAUGCCAACCCGGUGUGGAACGAGGUCUUCUUCUUCCCGCUGCGGCUGCCCCCCAUCUGCGACGAGAUCCAGCUGGCCAUCCUGGGCGGCUCCUGCAGCAGCAAGGUCCUGGCCACUGCCACCCUUGACCUCUCCCAGAUCUCCUCUGCCGGUGCUGAGCUGGAGGAUGGACCCCCUGGCUUCCUGCCCUGCUUUGGACCUUCCUUCCUCCCCUUCUAUGGGCCCCGGCCCGAUGCUGCCAGGGCAGCUGGCACCGAGCUGGGGGUGGCUUACCGGGGCCGGGUGCUGCUGGAGCUCAGCACCCACAUGCGGCCCCCGGAUGGGCGCCAGCGAGACAGCAUCAGCCCCGAGGACAUCAGCCGCGUGCAGACCCACCUGCCCCGGUGCCGCUUUGGCCUCUGUGGGGUCUUUUACUCUGCCACCAUGGUGCCCCCCGGCCCCGAGCUGCUGCGCUUCGAGCUGAGCCUCGGCAACCAUGGGGACAGCAGCGAUGCCACCUGCAGGCCGGCUGCCUCUGCCACCCAGCACGGCUGUGCCCUCUUUGAUGGGAACCGCUACCACUACCUGCCCUGGUUCGGGGACAAGCCGGUGGUGGCUGUCACCUCCUGCUGGGAGGAUGCCAGCCACAGGUGGGAUGCCCUCAACCUCCUGAGUGCCCUCUGCCGGCGGCUGGAGAGGAACGUGGGGGAGCUGCAGGACGCUCCUGAGGACUCCAAAGGGACCAUCGGCAGGAGGCUGCUGCGGCAGCUGGCACAGGACUGCGGGUCAGAGCGGGGGGGGCAGGGGGUGGGGGGGUCGUGGGUGGCCCUGAAGUGGCGGCGGGCGCUGCGGCAGCUGGCAGCGCAGCCCACCCCCACGCCGCUGGAUGCCCACCUGCGUGCCAGUCGCCUUCACCUGCUGCGGCAGGUGGCAGCGGCGGCCGCGGCGCCGCCGAGGGCCGGCUGGGAAACGCUGCUGCCGCUGGCCGAGGGCUGGCUGCGGCGUGCGGCCGCGCUGGCCGUCGAGCCCCAGGCGGCGGUGCCCGACGUGGUGCUGUGGCUGCUGCGGGGGGGCCGGCGGCUGGCCUGCGCCCGCGUCCCUGCCACCCAGGUCAUGUUCUCCCCGAGGGGCUCCGCUGCCUGCGGCAGGCUCUGCGGCAGGGUCCAGACCCUCUUCCUGGUGACCCUCUCGGUGCCCCCCUCCCCGUGCCCUCCACCCCCCACGUGCCCUCUGUCCCCGCGGGCGCAGGGCUGUGGGGGCCUCUGUGCCCAGCUGCGGCUGCAGCUGUGGCUGGGCCGCGUGGCGGACAGCAGGGACCUGGCGCGGCACCUCGGGGGCACCCUGCACGUCUACGCCGAGACGUACGAGAACCAAACCAAGCUGCUGGGCAAGUGGGGCCCGCGGGGGCUGCUGGGGUGCCCGGGGUUCUCCGACGGCGUGGGCACGGCCGGGCUGCCCAGGCACCGCAUCCGGCCCCCCAGGGGCUGGCGCUGGGACGGGCCCUGGACCGUGGAGCCCCAGUGGCGGCUGCUGCUGGACGCCGAGACCAACGUGAGCGAGGUGCUGGAGGAGCUCUACGAGAACCAGAGCCGGAGGCCAGGGGGAGAGUGGGCACCUGGCACCCCUGGCACCACGGACAGCAGUGGCGCAGAGAUGCCACCCAAGGAGGAGCUGGAGUGCCCCCAGGGCUGGCACAUCACCGAUGGCUGGCGGCUGGACAUGGCAGGGGCUGUGGAUGAGGCUGAGAAGUCCUACCACAGCCACCGGCGCCGGCGCUGGCUGCGCACCCGCCGCAGGGACCCCGCACCACAGGGACCCCAGCAGGAUGUGGCCACAUCCCUCCAGCUGCAGAGCCGCGGGGGGGCGGCGGGCACGGAGGGCUGGGAGUAUGGCUCCCUCUGGGGCUGCCGCUUCCACCUCCGGCCACGGCCGGGGGACGUCUGCCGGAGACGCCGCUGGCAUCGCAGCUUGGUGCCCCUGCGGCCAUCGCCCCUGGCACCUCUGUUCACGCUGGAGGGCACCGAGGUGGGAGAGCAGCUGGGGAGCACUGGGGAGGAUCCGGGCACGGAGGAGCCGGCCGAGGACGACGAACCGGCUGCGACCGAGCGGCGGCCGCGGGGCUGCUCCCGGAUCCCCCCGCAGCAGCCUCUCAUCCUCUGCACCUUCCAGCGAUCCAACUUCUUCCAGCUCCGCUGCUACAUCUUCCAGGCGCUGGAGCUGGCACCGCCUGGCACCAAGACCACCGCAGACCCCGUCGCCCACGUCUCCUUCGUGCACGUCAGCCAGAGCACCCGGGCGCUGCCGGGCACCCUGGACCCCCUCUGGGACCAGACGCUGCUGCUGCAGCGGGUGCAGCUCUACGGAGACCCCCGCAGGGUCCGGGACGAGCCCCCCGCAGUGGUGGUGGAGAUCUUCGACCAGGAAGGGGGGGUGCGGCACCUAGGGCUGGGGGGCACCCAGGGCUGGGAGGACGCCCCGGGGGGGGUGACAGGGACGGGGGUGGCAGGGAUGGAGGCAGCAACAAUGAGGGGUGCCAGCGGGUUCCUGGGCAGGAGUGUUUGUGCCCCUGAGGUGUGGCUGGACGUGCGGCGCCGGCGCCCCCCCCGGCUCCGGCGGUACCCCCUGUGGGGGCCGAGGGGGGCAGCCGGGGAGCUGUUGGCAGCCUUCGAGCUGCUGCACGACACCGAGGAUGGAUCCCUGGCAGAGGUCAGCACCCCCCCGGGGAAGGAUGGGGUCCUCAGCGUCCCCACGGACAUCCGACCCCUCCUCAGGCUGGUGGCACUGGAGGUGCUGGCCUGGGGGCUGCGGGGGCUGCCUGGCAGCGUGCGGGCACCCAGCCUGGAGGUGCAGUGCGGGGGGCAGACCCUGCGGACCCCCCCGAUCCCCGACCCCGCCACCAACCCCAAUUUCCCCAUCAACGCCUUCCUGCUGCUGCUGCGCUUGCCCGCGGAGGAGGAGUUUGUGCCCCCGAUCCGGCUGCGGGUGCUGGACUCGAGGGGCUUCGGGUACCGGCCCGAGGUGGGGCAGGGCUGCGUCAGGGACCUGCGGCAGUUCUGCUGCCAGCCCCACGGCCAGGGGCACCCCCGAGGCGAGGAGCAGCCCCCCAGUCCCUCACCCCCCGCGCCUGGCGCCAGGACGGCUCUGCCCAGCCUUGCCUCUCCCUGGGCCAGGAUCGCUCAGAUGCUGCCCAGGAUCACCACUGAGAAGGCUGCAGCCAAGGUGGGCAUGGGUGUGAGGCCAAUCUACAGCUGCGAGCUGGAGGCAGUGCCUGAGUUCGAGGGGCUGCAGGACUUCUGCAGGACCUUCCCCCUCUACCAGCCUGGGCACCACCCUGUGCCAGGGGAGGAGCCGGUGCCCGUGGGCGAGUUCAAGGGGCUGUUCCACAUCUCCCCCAUGCCCGAGGCCCCGGAGGCGCCCCCUCCCCCGCGCCGCUUCCAGCAGCUGCCUCCCAGCCGGCCCCAGCGGUGCCUGGUCAGGGUCUACAUCGUCCGAGCCUUCGACCUGCCCCCCCGCGACAGGAACGGGCUGUGUGACCCCUACGUGCGCGUCUCGCUGGGCAGCACCACGCUGGGGCAGAGGGACCAGUACGUGCCCAACACCCUGGAGCCUGUCUUUGGCAGGCUGUUCGAGGUGACUGGCACCAUCCCCCUGGAGAAGGACCUGAGGGUCUCCCUGCUGGACUAUGACCUGCUGCCCCCCGACCAGGAGAUUGGCACCACCACCAUCGACCUGGAGAACCGCCUGCUCUCCCGCUUCCGUGCCCACUGCGGGCUGCCCACACGCUACCACACCACCGGCCCCGGGUGCUGGAGGGAUCAGCUGCCCCCCAGCCGGGCACUGGAGCACUUUGCCCGUGCCCAGGGGCUGCCGGUGCCCGAGUUCAACGCCGAGGGCACCGCUGUCACCUUCGGGGACAACACCUUCCUGCUCAGCCACUUCGAGAGCGCCCCCCCCGGGCACCCACCGCCGGGGGUGCCCCGCGAGCGCCUGGCACUGCACCUGCUCCACUCCUGCCACCUUGUCCCUGAGCACCUGGAGACCAGGACCCUCUACAGCAGCACCCAGCCGGGCCUGGAGCAGGGCAAGGUGCAGAUGUGGGUAGACAUCUUCCCUGCCAGCCUGGGACCCCCUGGACCCCCAGUGGACAUCACCCCCCGCAAGCCCCAGAGGUUCGAGCUGCGCUGCGUGGUGUGGAACACGCGGGAGGUGGACCUGAGGGACAGCAGCUGGGGGGGGCAGAGGAUGAGCGACAUCUACGUCACCGGGUGGCUGGACGGGCUGGAGGAGCAGCGGCAGAGGACAGACAUCCACUACCGCUCGCUGCGGGGCGACGCCGCCUUCAACUGGCGCCUGGUCUUCAGCUUCCACUACCUGCCGGCGGAGCAGCUCUGCGUCCUGCCCCGCAAGGAGCAUUUCUGGAGCCUGGACGAGACGGUGCUGAAGGUGCCCCCCAAGCUCAUCCUCCAAGUGUGGGACAACGACAAGUUCUCAGCUGAUGAUUUCCUGGGUGUCCUGGAGCUGGAGCUCACCAGGCUGCCGCGGCCGGCCCAGAGCCCCCGGGACUGCACCCCCGAGCCACAGGGCACCCCCCGGAGCUCCUGGCCCUGGCAGGGGGCGAGAGCCCCCCCCCGGCUGUCCCUCUUCCGGCACAGACGUGCCAGGGGCUGGUGGCCUUGCACCGUGCAGGACGGGGCGCAGCGGCGCCUCUCGGGCAAGCUGGAGCUGAGCCUGGAGCUGCUGACGGCAAAGGAGGCUGAAGAGCGACCUGCAGGGAAGGGUCGGAAGGAGCCCAACAUGCACCCAACGCUGCCAGAGCCUCCGAGGCCGGAUUGGUCCUUCCUGUGGCUGCAGGCUCCGCUGCGCUCCCUGCGCUACAGCCUGUGGCAGCGGUACCGCUGCCGGCUCAGCCUGGCGCUGGCCCUGCUGCUGCUGCUCGCCCUGCUCCUCGCCUUCGUCUAUGCCGCCCCGGGUUACUUGGCCAUGAAGUUGGUGAACCCCAUCCCGAGCCUGCAGCUUGCUGCUGGGGAGCACCAGGGGCAGGCUGGGGGCAAGCCCUGA